AUGCAGAAGUUGAGCAGAGCACAGAGAUGGGAGGCUAUAAAUAGGAGAGAGAAGGAUGGACAGAACAAAAACAAGAAGAUGACGAAGAUGAAUGCGAGAGUGGUGGCAGUGGUGAUGGUGAUGGUGAUGGAGGUGUUGCUCAUGGGGGCUGCCAUUGACGCCCUGAAUGUGUGCGGUGUGCCGUCGACGGAUCUGCUGAAGUGCUUGCCGGCGGUGACGCCUCCGUCACCGUCGGAACCUUCGAAAGAGUGUUGUUCGGCGGUGAGCCUAGUAGACCUGAAGUGCCUCUGCGCUUUCAAGAGUUCCCUGCUCUUGCCUGCGCUGCAUAUCGAUCCCGAUCUCGCCCUUCAGCUUCCCGCCAAAUGCAAACUUGGCAAAACUGUCCCCUGUUAG
This is a messenger RNA of Vigna angularis (adzuki bean), 393 nucleotides long. RefSeq names its product putative lipid-transfer protein DIR1. Gene Ontology annotation, biological process: systemic acquired resistance. NCBI's taxonomy places the organism in Eukaryota, Viridiplantae, Streptophyta, Magnoliopsida, Fabales, Fabaceae. Gene Ontology annotation, molecular function: fatty acid binding. The coding region runs from base 1 to 393 and encodes 130 amino acids. The transcript has a single exon. The record is from RefSeq and is a predicted model, not a curated record.